AUGUCUCUACUAAGCCGAUUCUUCUACAAGCGUCCCCCUGAUGGCUUACUCGAAUUUGCAGACAGAGUCUAUGUAUUCGAUUCCUGCUUCUCCACCGAAGCCCUCCCAGAGGGAAUGUACCAGCUCUACCUCCGCCAAAUUCUCUCCGACCUCCACGAAGACUUCCCGGAAUCUUCCUUCCUCGCACUCAACUUCCGCGACGGUGACUCACGCAGCCGCUUCUCGCGCCUACUUUGCGAACUCGACGCAACCGUCAUCGACUAUCCGAAGCAGUACGAGGGCUGCCCCCUCCUUCCUCUCUCCCUCCUCCACCACUUCCUCCGCCUCUGUGACACCUGCCUCGCCGACCCCGCCGCCGUGAUCUUGUUCCACUGUGAGCGCGGCGGCUGGCCCCUCCUCGCCUUUCUCCUUGCUGCUUUCCUCGUUUUCCGGAAGGCGCAGAGUGGGGAGCGGAAGAUUCUGGAGAUGGUUCACAGGGAGGCGCCGAAGGGGCUGCUGCAGCUGCUGUCGGCGCUCAACCCGAUGCCGUCGCAGCUGCGUUAUGUGCAGUAUGUGGCUCGGAGGAACAUUGGUGCGGAGUGGCCGCCGCCGGAGAGGGCGCUGUCUCUGGACUGUGUGAUACUCAGAGGGGUUCCUGGUUUUGAUGGGGGGAAUGGGUGCAGGCCGUUGUUUAGGAUUUUUGGGAGGAAUUUGCUUAGUAAAGGCGGGCUUUCCACGCGGAUGAUUUAUAAUAUGCAUAAGAAGAAGAAGACUUUGAGGCACUACAGACAGGCAGACUGUGAUGUGAUUAAGAUUGAUAUUCAAUGCUUAGUGCAAGGGGAUGUGGUGUUGGAGUGUGUGCAUUUGGAUUUGGAUCCGGAGAGGGAGGUGAUGAUGUUUCGAGUGAUGUUCAAUACAGCAUUCAUUCGGUCAAACAUUUUGAUGCUGAAUGCUGAGAACUUGGACAUUCUGUGGGAUUCGAAGGAGCGGUAUCCAAAGGGCUUCCGGGCUGAGGUAUUGUUUGGGGAGGUUGAAAACAUAAGUCCUCAAAGGGCUCCUACAAGUAUUUUAGAUGGUGAGGUGAAAGGUGGAUUACCCAUUGAGGCAUUUUCAAGGGUUCAAGAACUUUUCAGUGGUGCAGAAUGGAUUGACAGUGGUGAUUCUGCUGCUGUAUGGCUUCUUAAGCAGCUUACAGUCUUAAACGACGCCAAAGAGUUUUCAAGGUUUCAGGGUAGAGGAAGUUGGUAUUCAUCUCCUGCUGACUCUGAAGAAGAAAAUAAUGAGUCCAGCACUGCUGAUAGUUCAGACGAGGCCUUUGAUGUUAUUCCCAGGUCUUAUGCUGAUCCUUCAAAAUUAUUUACAUCUGACACACCUGAUUUGGUCCAUUUAACUUUUGAAAACAACGGUGGAGAUUAUGUAAAUCUAACUUCAGGAACACCUGAUCAGUCACUAACAGAUGAUGUUUCAUUGCCUCACCAUGCUCUAACUAAGGAAUCUUCUCCUUGUUUGUCUCCACCUUCACCUUCACAUUUUCCCGCUAUUCAACCUCUACCGACACUUCCACCUCAAUCAUCAAUACCUAUACAGCCAAGUUUAGCUCCUCCCCAUCCUCCCCCACCUGCGCAUCAAUUAGUUCAGGAUCUGGACAAUGCUUCUGCAUUGCCUUCACCUCCUCUUCCACCCCCUCUCCCUCCUAUAGGUGGGGAUGCCGAUAGCACUCCUGGUUUACCUCCAUCUCAUCUAGGAUCUGUACAAACAAGUUCAGCCCCUCCACCACCUCCUCCUCCCCCACUUGCACUUGGACCUGUACAAACAACUUUAGUCCCACCACCUCCUCCACCACCACCACCCCCAGGUACUGUGAGAACAAAUUCAGUCCCACCACCUCCGCCUCCACCUCCAGGUCCUUUGCGAACAGAUUUGGCCCCUUCACCUCCACCACCAUCUCCUCCUCCUCCUCUUUUAAAUCCUAUGCGAACAGGUUCAGCCCCACCACCACCUCCACCUCCACCUUCUUUAGGAUAUGUACAAACAGGUUCAGCUCCACCACCACCACCACCACCUCCAGGUCCUACACAAACAAGUUCAGUUCCACCUCCACCUCCACCUCCACCUCCUUCAGGUACUACACAAUUAGGUUCUUUACCCCCACCAUCUCCAGGUAUUGUACAAACAGGUUCUAUUCCACCAUCACCUCCACCUCCUCGAGGUCCUGGACGAACUGGUUCAGCUACACCUCCACCUCCACCUCCUCCUCCUCCUCCAGGUCAUGCACUACAAACAAGUUCAGCUCCACCUCCACCUCCACCUCCACCUCCUCCAGGUCCUGUACGAACAGGUUCAGCUCCACCACCACCUCCACCUCCUCCAGGUGCUGUACAAAGAGGUUCAGCCCCACCACCUCCUCCUCCUCCUCCUCCUCCAGGUCCUGUACAAACAAGUUCAGCCCCACCACCUCCUCCUCCUCCUCCUCCAGGUCCAAUACGAACAGGUUCAACUCCACCACCACCACCUCCUCCUCCAGGUCCUGCACGAACAGGUGUAGGUCCACCAGCACCUCCACCUCCUCCAGGUCCUGUACGAACAGGUUCAGCCCCUCCACCACCUCCUCCUCCAGGUCCUAUACGCACAGGUUCAGCUCCACCACCACCUCCUCCACCAAGUGUACAAACAGGUUCAGCUCCACCACCACCACCACCAUUGGCACCAAGGCCCCCAGGUGCUCCUCCUCCUCCUCCACCUGGUCGUGGUGCAUCUCCAAUGCCACCUGCAGUUACAGCCACUAGUGUGGCACCACCUCCUGGCAAAGCCUCAACAACAAAUGUUGGUAGAGGUCGUGGUACUGGUGUUACUGCUAAUGCUCCGAAGAAAACUUUGCUAAAACCCCUACACUGGGUGAAAGUCGCUCGAGCAGCCAAGGGAAGUCUAUGGGCUGAUUCACAGAAACAGGAUAGUGGAACAAGGGCCCCUGAGAUAGAUAUAUCAGAACUUGAGACCCUGUUUUCAGCAGCAUCUACUUCUGAUGGGAGCAGUACUAGAGGUGGAGUUCGGCGUGGUCCUAAUAUUAACAAGCCAGAGAAAGUACAACUGGUUGACUUGCGAAGAGCAUAUAAUUGUGAAAUAAUGCUCUCUAAAAUCAAAAUUCCUUUGCCAGAUAUGCUUAAAGCUGUACUGGCAUUGGAUUCUUUGGUUCUUGAUAUUGAUCAGGUUGAGAAUCUCAUCAAGUUCUGUCCAACAAAGGAAGAGAUGGAAAUGUUAAAGAAUUAUGCAGGAAACAAGGAAAUGCUUGGAAAGUGUGAACAGUUUUUUAUGGAGCUGAUGAAGGUUCCGCGUGUGGAAUCCAAAUUAAGGGUUUUUGCUUUUAAAAUCACCUUUUCUUCUCAGGUGAACGAUUUGAAGGUAAAUUUGAACACAAUCAACAAUGCAGCCAGAGAGGUGAAAGAAUCUGGGAAACUGCGUCAAAUAAUGCAGACUAUUCUUACUCUGGGAAAUGCCUUGAAUCAAGGAACAGCACGGGGAUCAGCUGUUGGAUUCAAAUUGGAUAGCCUUCUUAAAUUAUCUGACACUCGUGCAAGAAAUAAUAAAAUGACUUUAAUGCAUUAUUUGUGUAAGCUUCUUGCUGAGAAAAUGCCAGAACUGCUAGAUUUUGAUAAGGAUCUUGUCCAUUUGGAAGCAGCUUCUAAGAUUCAACUAAAAGCAUUGGCCGAGGAAAUGCAAGCUGUGAGUAAAGGUUUAGAGAAAGUUGAGCAAGAACUCGCUGCUUCUGAAAAUGAUGGUGCCAUAUCAACAGGAUUUCGUAAGGUGUUGAAGAAUUUUCUUGAUAUUGCUGAAGCUGAUGUGAGGUCCCUUAUAUCAUUGUAUUCUGAAGUGGGAAGAAGUGCAGACUCUUUGUCCCAAUACUUUGGAGAGGAUCCAGCUAGAUGCCCCUUUGAACAAGUGACACAAAUCCUUGUUGUCUUUGUCAAGAUGUUCAACAAGUCAAGGGAGGAGAAUGAAAGGCAAGCAGAUGCUGAAAAGAAGAAAUUAGAGAAAGAAGCCUUGAAGGAAAAAGCCGCAAAUAAUUCACAUUCUAAAAGAGACGUGAUUCGGUAGAAACUUGAACAUCUAACAAGAAAGUCGCAGAGAUACUUUCAAUUCUAACACACUGCAUUACAAAUUUUGGAGGGUCUCAAAUGCAAUUCUUGCAUUGCAUGCACCAUUAGGAUUACUCCUUCAAUAGAUGAUGGUGGCCGUUGGUCGCAGGUAUUUGGAUGAAUGUGCAUCUUCCAUUGUUCUGCACUGCUGCUAAAGGAGACUGUGGUGGUCUUUUGUAAUUAUACCAUAAGGCAACUGAUAUAGAAAAUUCAUGUUUUCUUCCUCUUUAAAGUAUAGGGGCCAUAUAUAAUUUUUUGAAGUUCAAUUUUUCUUGUGCUUUAGACCAUUGCACAUACACUUUUCUUAAUUUGUAAUCAAGAUACAGAUAAUUUUUGUAACUAGAAAGCACUUUAGAUGUAUGAUAAUCAA
Vigna radiata var. radiata (mung bean) is the source of this 4482-nucleotide messenger RNA. Its product is annotated as formin-like protein 14. The transcript is spliced from 17 exons. Lineage: Eukaryota; Viridiplantae; Streptophyta; Magnoliopsida; Fabales; Fabaceae. The record is from RefSeq and is a predicted model, not a curated record. Bases 1 to 4071 code for a protein of 1356 amino acids.